GUUCUGAAGAAGAAGGAGAUGGGAAACCUCAUAGUUUUUCUUGUUUUCUGUUUUUGUGUGUAUUUAUUAAUAUACCUUGUCAAGUUGUUUUACAAAGCAUGGUGGAUUCCAAUUCAUUUACAAUCUGUUAUGAGGUCAAAGGGAAUUAGAGGCCCUUCUUAUGUAUUCCUCCAUGGAAAUACCAAAGAGAUUACACAUAUGAGAAAUACAAUCAUGAAUGGUCCAAUGGAAUUAUCCCAUGAAAUGCUUCCAAGAAUUCAACCUCACAUUUAUUCAUGGAUCAAGCUUUAUGGACCAAACUUUCUGAAUUGGUAUGGCCUUCAAGCUCAACUAGUUGUCACUGAGCCUGAGCUAGUCCAAGAAGUGCUGAAUAAUAAAGAAGGAGCAUAUCAAAAAAAGAUUAUCCAGAAUUAUGCAGAGAAGCUAUUUGGAGAUGGACUUGUAGCAUCUAAAGGAGAAAAAUGGUUGAAAAUGAGAAAAUUAGCUCAUCAAGCUUUCCAUGGAGAGAGCUUGAAAGGUAUGGUUCCUGCAAUGGUUGCGAGUGUGGAGACCAUGCUCGAUAGGUGGAGGCAAAAUGAAGUGAAAGAAAUUGAGAUGUUUCAAGAAUUUAAAAUUUUAACAUCAGAAAUUAUUUCCAAGACUGCUUUUGGAAGCAGUUACUUGGAAGGGAAGAAUUUAUUCGAUAUGCUCACAAAAAUGGCAACAAUUAUAGCUAGAAACAAUUUUCAAGUCAGAAUUCCUGGAAUUAAAAAAAUCCUGAAAACUCCUGAUGAUAUUGAAUCAGAAGAACUUGAACGAGGCAUGCGAGAAUCGAUCCUGAUGAUGAUGAAGACAAGAGAAGAAGGGGUGGUGAAGGGUAAAUUGGAAAAUUAUGGAAGUGAUUUUCUUGGAUUACUUCUAAAAGUUUAUCAUGCUAAUGAUUUGUCCAAUAAAAUAUCAGUACAAGACCUGAUUGAUGAGUGUAAGACGUUCUAUCUUGCUGGACAUGAAACAACUGUAAGUUCACUCACCUGGACUAUUCUUCUUUUAGCAAUCCAUCCAAUUUGGCAAGAUAAAGCAAGGGAAGAGGUUAUCAAAUUAUUCGGCAAGCAGAAUCCUGGUUCAGAUGGUAUUGCAAGAUUGAAGAUUAUGAGCAUGAUUGUCAAUGAAUCCUUACGGUUAUACCCCCCAGUUUUCAAUAUCACAAGGGAAGUUCAAAGAGAGGUCAGAUUGGGGAACGUAAUAAUUCCAGAAAAAAUGGCUGUGUGUCUCCCAAUUCUUGCAGUUCAACAUAACUCAAAAGUAUGGGGAGAAGAUGUUAACUUGUUCAAACCAGAAAGAUUUGCAGAUGGAGUUGCCAAAGCUACAAAAAAUAAUAUUGCAGCAUUUCUCCCAUUCGGUUCAGGGGCUAGAAGUUGCGUUGGUUCGAAUUUUGCAACUGCAGAAAUAAAGAUUGCACUGUCUAUGAUUCUACAGAAUUACAGGUUUACGCUGUCACCUACUUAUGUCCACGCUCCAAUACAUGUCCUUACGAUAUGCCCACAAUAUGGACUGCAAAUCUUGCUCGAGGCUUUGUAAAUCAAAAUUUGAGGACUAACAUAUACUUAUAAAGAUACGGUCGGAAAACGUUUUAAAGAAUCUUAGAUUUUAUUGAUUUGAUCCAUAGGUAGAGUUAUAUGGAUCCGUUUAGGCAAGUUUUUUUCUAGUCGUAAAUUAUAUGCAAUUGAGAUGAAGGUGGCAAUAAAUUGCAAAAUAUUUGCUUCAUAGUA
Molecule: messenger RNA, 1748 nt
Organism: Jatropha curcas
Lineage: Eukaryota; Viridiplantae; Streptophyta; Magnoliopsida; Malpighiales; Euphorbiaceae
Product: cytochrome P450 CYP749A22
Molecular function (GO): oxidoreductase activity, acting on paired donors, with incorporation or reduction of molecular oxygen; iron ion binding; heme binding
Source: RefSeq, a predicted model, not a curated record